Messenger RNA from Camellia sinensis, 1115 nucleotides. NCBI's taxonomy places the organism in Eukaryota, Viridiplantae, Streptophyta, Magnoliopsida, Ericales, Theaceae. The record is from RefSeq and is a predicted model, not a curated record.
AUGGGCAAUCGCUUCUUCUUCUUAGUGGAUGCUUCAACUUUAAAGAAAGAGGUUGUUGAAGGUGUUGACCUCAUGGUAGUGAGGGAGCUUAUAAGAGGUAUUUAUUUUGGAAAACCAAGGGGGUUUGGCACAAAUGAAAAUGGUGAUGAGAUUGGUUUCAACACUGAGGUCUAUGCAACCUACGAGAUUGAUCGUAUUGCUCGUGUUGCAUUUGAGACUGCUCGGAAGCGGGGUAGGAAACUCUGUUCUGUUGAUAAAGCAAAUGUUUUGGAGGCAUCAAUGCUUUGGAGGCAAAGAGUAAUGGCGAUAUCCUCAGAGUACCCUGAUGUUGAACUCUCCCACAUGUAUGUUGACAAUGCUGCAAUGCAGCUUGUUUGUAAUCCAAAACAGUUUGACACAAUCAUAACGAACAAUAUAUUUGGUGAUAUUUUAUCGGACGAGGCUUCAAUGAUCACAGGAAGCAUUGGGCUGCUUCCAUCUGCUAGUCUUGGUGAAGCGGGACCUGGAUUAUUUGAACCCAUACAUGGGUCUGCUCCUGAUAUUGCUGGACAGGAUAAAGCAAACCCUUUAGCAACAGUGCUCAGUGCUGCCAUGCUUUUGAAGUAUGGCUUAGGGGAAGAGAAGGCCUCCCAGAGAAUUGAGACUGCAGUGUUGGAUACUUUGAAUAGGGGGUUUCGCACUGGUGAUAUAUAUUCGGAAGGAAACAAAUUGGUUGGAUGCAAGGAGAUGGGCGAAGAGGUGCUGAAUUCGAUAAGUCCUAAAAUUCCAGCCGCUGUAUGAAUUGAAAAAAAUAGAUUAGCCCUACGAGAAGAUGCUGAUUUAUUCCAACAGUUGUUUGCAAUGAUUUUGAGAGCGACGCAUUUUUGGUGCUCAGUUGAAAUAUGCUACUUGGAUUUUGUUCCAGAUUAUAGCAAGAUUCUCAGAAGUUCCUCUUAUGUCUCAUCCUUUUGUUUCUGUCAAUUGUCUGCGGAAUUUUAGUAUUAUAAGGCCAGCAAUUUUAAGUGCUGUUUUUUUGGUUAUUGGUUUUGUCCUUGAAUAUAUAUUUAAAACCUUUAUUUGCUGGCAAGGGAUGUUGUAAUAUGGAAAUAAUAAUAUGCAAAGAUAAUUCGAAUUUA